Pectinophora gossypiella (pink bollworm) is the source of this 2039-nucleotide messenger RNA. Its product is annotated as zinc finger protein 567-like. Gene Ontology annotation, cellular component: nucleus. The coding region runs from base 177 to 1658 and encodes 493 amino acids. The transcript has a single exon. The record is from RefSeq and is a predicted model, not a curated record. Gene Ontology annotation, molecular function: zinc ion binding. Lineage: Eukaryota; Metazoa; Arthropoda; Insecta; Lepidoptera; Gelechiidae.
UAUUUCCGGUUUGCAAAACGAAUGCUGGCUGUUUAUGUACUUUGUGUUAUUAAAUGUAAUUUUUGCACCGCCUUGCGCUCGAAUCUUAAUUUCAAACAGUGACGAAUUAUUAUUCAUUGUAGUGCACACAACCUUCGACUCAUACGAUAAUCAGCAAACGUAUAUGUUAUCGAAAUAUGUCUUCUGAUGAAGAUGCUUGUCGCGUAUGUCUCAAAAACGAAGGAAUCCUUCCCAUAUUCGGUGAUGAUUCGAAUCCAGACAUAUCUAUGGAGGUUACAAUAUUCGGUAGUAUACAUCUAAACAAAGACGAUGACUUCCCCAAGUUUAUAUGUGAAGAUUGCUUUAAACAAUUAGAAGGCGCAAUCUCGUUCCGAAAUUCCGCCAAACGUACCGAAAUAUUUCUCAAACGUAGAAAGAAGAAAUUGAAUCUUUACGGGAGGUCUUCUACUAAAGUUAUAACUGAAACAAAAGCCAGUACAUCGAUAGAACACCAUGAAGUCUUGGAACAAUAUGCUGCUCCUAAAAUUGAUUUCGUCUCUGUUAAAGUUUCAGAUAUGUCCUAUAUUAAAAAUGAACCGACACUAAUGGUUGAAGAUGACGAGGUUUAUGUUGAAAAUACUGUAGACGAUGAAGAUGAGAGACAAAAUGAUCCUGAAAUGGUGAUGUUAAUUGUGACAGAUGAAGAUAAAAAGAUAAAAACUGAAACAUUUACUUGUAAAUAUUGCAGUUUAACUUUUGAUUCAUCAGAGGAAUAUGAAGAGCACAGAACAACUGUAGAGCAUAAAAGGAAUUAUGUCAUAAGUUUCUUACCAAAGAAAUCAAGUAAAUGUGAAGUUAAAUCACGAGAAACAGUGAAUCCGAAAGACCAGAAAUGUGAAAUCUGCAACAGAUUUUUCACUAAGCUUCAUUACCCAAGACACAUGCAGACUCAACAUAAAAUUAAAAUGGAGACAUCACGCUCAACAACGAAAAAGGAAUGUCCUAUCUGCAAGAAAAUGUUUAAUCCAGUAUCUCUGAUUCGCCACAUGAAAAAGUUUCAUAGUGGUGAGAAAGAAGAAAAACCAAAGCUUAAACUUGAAUGCCCAUUGUGCAAAAAAUACUUUUCUAAACAUUUUUAUCCUCUACACAUGCAAAGACAUAAGCAAGGGGAUUCAAGAAACUACAUUUGUGACCAAUGUGGCAAGAAGUUUUUUUUCAAAUCUUCUUUCUGUACUCAUCGUUUGAUUCAUACCAAUGAUUUGCCCCACAAAUGUGAAUACUGCCCUUACCGAGGCCGUACUAAGGAACUGUUGAAGAUUCAUGUACGUACCCAUACAGGUGACUAUCCCUACAAAUGUACACAAUGCGAUACUAGAUGCCUUACUAAGAGCAACUUGAACUCUCACAUGAGAAGACAUAGAGGACCUAUUGACUUCAUUUGUGACUCAUGCAACAGAGGGUUUUAUAGUAAGAUUCAGCUCGAGAGGCACAUAUCGGUAAUACAUUAUGGAGUUAAAAAUCAUGUAUGUUCUACUUGUGGGGCGACAUUUGGCUACCGUCAUGGAUUGAUGAGCCAUCAAAGAAAGGUCCACAAGCGCCCUAAAGGUCUGGGAAAACCGAAAGCUGUAUAUUUAAGGUUGGAAGAAGAAGGGUUGUUGCAACCACAACAAGAAGUAUAAAAGAAACUUAGUUUUUAUUAUAUUAGUUUGUUAAAAAUCAAAUGAGUACUAGUAACCAACAUCAUGCAUGUAUCCUCGAAGGGGUAGGCGAAAUAAGUACUUUACAUUAUUUUUAUUUUUAAGAUUAUUAAAUAUGCAACAAUUAUCAUAUUAUAGUCCUAUUUAUAGAAUGUAUAUAACAUUGCUAGGAAGCAACCAAACUUAAAAAAAAUCGUUUAGAGAUUGCAGCCAAUGUUUGAUGGAACACUAAAAUUUAAUUAGUUUAUAUGACCCGCCUAAAUAAUGUUUAUGUACAUAAUAAAUUAAAUUAUGUGUAAUAUCUUUGAAAUCAUAUUUACGUUGUAAUGUAUUUUAAGCGCUGCCAAUUAAAGACGAAAAUAA